CAUCGCUGCAUCCAACAACCAAAGGUCAAAUCAUGGUUUUUUAUUCCCAACCCAAGUGCGAACAACUCAAAACAAUGCAUGCAUGCCUUCAACAAGAUGGCAUCGUGCAAACCCCACAAUUGCUAGGUACAACAAAUUAACAUUAAACAUACGGUUCUCACCUGGAGCAAGAAAUCAGAUACUACUAGAGUAGCGCCAUCAAGCCAACUUGUCGUCUCCGCUUGCUGACCUGGCACGACAGUACUCCUGGCCUUGACCAGGACGACACUUGGUCGCGUGCAAGUAUAUGUCCAGCUCGAUUGCAAUGCCAGACAGCGAGAGAAAGGAGAAGUAGAGAGCAAGGUUUGAUACGAUAGGAUGGGGGGGCAAAGUGAUCCAGCAUCCCAUUCUUUGGUGCAUGGGGAGAGAGGAGUAUCCCAUUCUUUGUUGCGUGGAGAGGGACAUAGAGUACUUAGCAAUGGAUAUAUUUAGCAAGCAUGUGUAAAGCAACGUGUGCCUUUGAACGAUUCGUGUCCCAAAGAAGACACCUACGGGCACUCCAUCGCCAUGAUUCCCGGAGCCGACAUCACUAUAUAAUGUAUAGAUAUACAAAAUACAGUAGUAUAUAUCUACUGGGAAGUGGUAUACAUAGUGCGUUCCCCACCCGGAAUCGUGGCGAUGGAGCCGACAGAGGACAUUGAGUUCCUCUGGAAGUGGCGCAAGUACCUGCUGCUGCUCGCCACGCUGGUCGCCAGCGUCACCUACGGCGCCGGCCUCAACCCGCCCGGCGGCGUGUGGUCCAAGGACCACGAUGGAGGCAACACCCCACAGCAGCGCCCCCGCGCCGUCAACCCGCCGGCGCCCCCGUCCCUUGCGGUGUCCCCGGCGCCGGCGGUCUACCCAUUCCGCGUCGGCGAUCCCGUGCUGGUGUCCACCUACUCGGCCCGGUACACCGCCUUCUUCUACUGCAACGCCACAGCCUUCGUGGCGUCGCUGGUCAUCAUCAUGUUCCUGCUGGAUCGGCGCCUCAGCGGCAACCGCGUCGGCCUCACCGUGCUCCGCUCCGCCAUGCUGCUUGACCUGCUGGCUCUCAUGGCCGCCUUCGCUGCCGGGAGCUGCCGCAGCGUGCCUGGGUCCAUCUAUGUCUCCUUGCUCUUCGCCGUCGUCUUCGUCUACGUCGCCAUCCACCUCCGCGUGGCCUCGAGGACGGAAGCGCCGGCCGCGGACGCGGAGGAGAAGAGGCGCCUCAAGGAGCAGCGCAAGUUCCUGCUGCUGCUGGCCACCUUCGCGACGCCGCUGGCGUACGGCGCGGGGCUGGCGCCGCCGGGAGGCUUCUGGAGCGAGACCCAGGAUAUGCACCGCGCCGGCGCUCCGCUGCUGCACGACGGGCCCUACAAGAUCCGCUACCACAUAUUCUUCUACGCCAAUGCCAACUCCUUCGUGGCCUCCCUCGCCAUCAUCAUGCUGCUCAUGAGCAGGACGCUAAGCGACCGUCUCGUCCGGUCCAAAGCUUUGCUUGUGUGCGUCCUGGGGGAACUGCUUGGCCUCAUGAUCGCUUAUGCCGCCGGGAGCUGCAGGUGGAUCCCCACCACCGUGUACAUCGUCUCCCUCGUCGGCGCCGUGGUCAUCUACAUUGUGUUGGUGCCAGCGUUCGGCCUCGACGCGAUCGAAGAAUGGCGUAAGAAACUCGUUGCCUGUGUUGGCCUUGGGCCAAAAGGUGAUGGGCAAGAAGUUGCAGCGAGGACAAUCAACAUCGGUGCUCGGCAAGAAGUUGCAGCGAGGACAAUCAACAUCGAAGAAAAGCUGGAGCAGACGCGGUCGCUUGUGCUGCUGCUGGCCACGCUGGCGGCGACGGUGACGUACCAGGCAGGGCUGAGCCCGCCGGGCGGCGUCUGGCCCGAAGGGCAUCAGAAUCGCAUCGCGGGGAACCCGGUUCUCCACGACAUGCACCUCAAGAGGUACAUGGCCUUCUACCACUGCAACACGGCGGCGUUCGUGGCGUCCGUGGUUGUUAUCAUCAUCGUCCAGAGCAAGGUGCUGAGCACCGUCUGGGGUGCCAUGCUCCUCAAGACUGCCAUGAUACUGGACCUGUUCGGCCUCAUGGGCGCCUAUGUUGCCGGGAGCUGCCGGGAUCCCACCACCACCAUCUUCGUCGCCGCGCUGGCCGUCGCCGUCUUCCUCUACACCAUGGCCAAGGUCGUGGGCAAGCAGAGCUGGCUGGCACGGUGGGUGCAACGCAUGCUUGUAGCGUUGCUCCCCCCUGAGUUGCCCCGGAAAGGAGGAGGAGACGCACCUCAAGCUAUCAACCUCCCCGACGAGCCGUCCCAGCAAGGAGGAGAAGCACCUCAAGAAGCUUUCCAUGUCAUCCACAAUCCUGACGAGUCGUCCCGGCAAGGAGAAGAAGCGGCGCAUGUUCCUGCUGCUGCUGUUGUGCACCUUGGUGGCGAGUCGUUCCGGCAAAGAGGAGAAGAAGCAACUCAAGGAGCGGCACAAGUUCCUCCGCUUGGAUCUGAGCGUAUUCUUGAAGAAAAAAAGCUCGAGAGGAAGCGCAAGUUCUUGCUGCAACUCGCCAUCCUCGCCGCCACCGUCACGUACCAGACAGGGCUGAACCCGCCGGGCGGAUUCUGGACGGAGAGCAAUGGGGAUAAGUUAGUCACCGCCGGCGACCCAAUCCUCCUCGACUACUACGGGGUCAGAUACCAGGUGUUCUUCUACUGCAACGCGGCGGGGUUCAUGGCGUCCGUCACCGUCAUUCUCCUCCUGGUGAACCAGACGUUGUCCAAGCCGGGCAUCCGGACCAAGGCGCUCUACGUAUGCGUCAUGGUCGGGCUACUGGGCCUCAUGGGCGCCUACGCCGCAGGCAGCUGCCGGAAGCUGCGCACCUCCAUCUAUGUCUUUGCACUCGUGGCGGCCGUCGUGGCCUUCCUCAUCCUGGAGAUCCUACUUCAUUGGCUCGGCCGCAGGGGUUGGUCCAAGUGCCUCCCUAAGUGCCUAACGAGGCUGUUUGAGACAUUGUCGACUGGGCCGGGCGGUGGCAGCAAGAACAAGAGCGAUCAGGAGGUGAUCACCACCGUGGAUAAACUAGAGAGCGAGGACUAUGAGAAGCGUAAGUACCUGAUGGUGCUCGGCAUCCUGGCGGCGAGCGUGACGUACCAGGCUGGUCUCGCGCCUCCCGGCGGCACGUGGGGCGACGACGAUACCGCUUCGUCGUCGCCCUUGCCGUCCCCAUCGGCACACCCACCCACCGUCGCCGGCAACCCGAUCCUGCUUGACUUCAAUGCUGCACGGUACCAGGCCUUCUUCUACUGCAACGCAACGUCGUUCGUGGCCUCGGUCGUCGUCAUCUUGAUGCUGCUGCAACGCACCACGAAGAAGCAGCAGCCCGGCGCGCCACUGCGGGCAUUGCAGACCGCUGUGGUCCUGGACCUGCUCGGCCUGCUGGGCGCGUACGCCGCUGGCAGCUGCAGGGACUGGGAGACGUCAUCGUACGUCAUCGCGCUCGUCGCGGCAGUGGUCGUCUUCACCUUGAUCUACGUGUUGUUGUCAUUCAACGUCGUGCGGGCAAAGGCCGAGGAGCUCACGGUGUGGAAAUACUUUUCACAAAAGGGGUUGAACUACUCGGGAGCACGCAAUGAUCAUGAUCAGCCAGCCGGAAAUGGUGUGUAAUUAAUUAAUUAUUUCUUCUUAUUCCAUAAAAAACUAGUUAAUUAUUCUUGUUUACAUUCCCUUGAUUUGAAGUUUAUUUUUUCCGAGCAUUCCCUUGAUUUGCAGUGCUGUUGAUCGGACAACUCAUGUAAGAUUAUUUUAUUUUAUUUUAUUUUUUGCUGGGAAACUUGUUUCUGGUUUUGAUGUACACAAUAUAUGAACUACGUGUAUAUUUUCAUUCAUGGAAAAACAAACUACCUGUGUACAUUUGUACAUUUUGAUUAA
Triticum aestivum (bread wheat) is the source of this 3909-nucleotide messenger RNA. RefSeq lists its product as uncharacterized. The coding region runs from base 658 to 3645 and encodes 995 amino acids. Lineage: Eukaryota; Viridiplantae; Streptophyta; Magnoliopsida; Poales; Poaceae. The record is from RefSeq and is a predicted model, not a curated record. The transcript has a single exon. Gene Ontology annotation, cellular component: membrane.